CUCUCAUGGCGGACGUGCCGAAGGUGAAGUGUUGAUAACAGUUAGCCGGCUAGCUAGGUCAAAAUAAGGGACACAGCUGGAAAGAAGGAGAAGCCCACCAGGAUGGCCAGUGUGCUCUGUAGCAGAGCCAGGCUGGUGUCGUACCUGCCCGGGCUUCACGUUCUAGUGCGGAGGAUUGCGGGGACCAGAGACUUUUCCACUGCGGGGUCCUCAGGCUCUGAUGAACCGCACCUGGCUGCCACACCCCUCGACGUUGGACCCAGAACCGUGUGGCCAGACGAGAACAUGGGUCCUUUCGGCCCUCAGGACCAGCGUUUCCAGUUGCCAGGCAACGUGGGAUUUGACUGCCACCUGCAAGGCACCGCUGAACAGAAGAAAGCCCCGGUCCACAGGACGGUUCCGGACGUGCUCUCGGCCCCCUCCAGCAGCGAGAGGCACGAGUUUGUCAUGGCACAGUUCCUCAAUGAGUUUCAGGGAAAAGAGGCGCCUCCCACAUCUCAGAAAGUCAGCACGGCGGAGCAGUACUUUGAUACUUCAAAUGUAGAGUGCGCCAUACAGUCGUGUCCAGAGCUGCUAAAGAAAGAUUUUGAGUCAAUGUUUCCAGAGGCCCCAACCAAUUUGAUGACGGUCGUCACAGUUACUCAGAAAACUCAAAAUGACAUGACAGCGUGGUGUGAAGAGGUGGAGAAGGAGAGGGAGCAGCUGCUGGAUAAAUUUGUCAGUGGUGCCAAAGAGAUCUGCUUCGCGCUCCGAUCGGCAGGAUUCUGGGCCGAUUUCAUAGACCCCUGCUCCGGACUGGCGUUCUUUGGGUCCUACACAAACAACACACUCUUUGAAACAGACGAGCGGUAUCGCCACCUUGGCUUCUACAUAGAGGACCUCGGCUGCUGUAAAGUGAUCCGUCACGCACUAUGGGGGACACAUGUGUUUGUGGGGACACUUUUCACCAACGCACCUCCCAGUAGCCUUAUUAUGAAAAAGCUACAAGGAAAUUGAGGGUGGGGCAGGGAUGGGGGGGGGACUAACCUUUUAAAAAGCGUCACAGUAUCCAAACACACAGGCAACGUGUUGUUUUUGUAACCUCCUCACUCGACUUUGGUAGGACUUGAGUAGAAAAAAAAAAUAUCACGUUCAUUAUUAUAUCUGUAUAUGGGCCCUUUCUAUGAAAUGUCCACAUGUCUGUCUGUUUCUUUAAGGUUAUUUAAUUUCACCUACUAUUCACGUAUUUAUUAUAAACUGUCUUUAUGUUCACACUUACAUUUUGCCCUUUUUAAUGCAGUGGUAGAAAUGGAGUCUUCUGAAAGUGAGGAUUUAAAAACUACCAGUGAGAAACGUUGCCUUACCCCUAAUCUACCCGUGACCUUGUAGACCAUAUCGUGUUCCAGGUGGACAGAUUGCAAUCCAGAUAUCGGAGGUUGAAUCUAGGAUAUGUGUGACGCUUAGCAAUGCUUGAAGUAGCCAGAGAAAUAGAAUGUUACUCUUAUUCCGUGAGGUCGAGUGAUUUCUGAAGAGAUGUUUCGAGUUGAUUCUGUGGCAGCUCGCCUUGAAACACAAUAAACCAAACCAACU
Megalops cyprinoides (Indo-Pacific tarpon) is the source of this 1569-nucleotide messenger RNA. It is a transcript of the gene mmadhcb, whose product is annotated as metabolism of cobalamin associated Db. Gene Ontology annotation, biological process: cobalamin metabolic process. Gene Ontology annotation, cellular component: mitochondrion. The record is from RefSeq and is a predicted model, not a curated record. The coding region runs from base 103 to 996 and encodes 297 amino acids. The transcript has 8 exons. NCBI's taxonomy places the organism in Eukaryota, Metazoa, Chordata, Actinopteri, Elopiformes, Megalopidae.